Molecule: messenger RNA, 2876 nt
Organism: Oppiella nova
Lineage: Eukaryota; Metazoa; Arthropoda; Arachnida; Sarcoptiformes; Oppiidae
Source: the annotation of a GenBank genome assembly
CUCACGGAAGGCCUACUCCUGCGUCAGGUGACCACCGAUCCCAUGCUUCAGAACUAUAACGUGAUUAUCUUGGAUGAGGUGCACGAGCGGCACCUGUCGUGCGACUUCCUGUUAGGGGUCAUGAAGUGUCUGAUACACCGGCGCUCGCACGACCUUAAAGUCAUACUCAUGUCGGCGACCAUUAAUAUAGAGCUAUUCAGUCACUACUUCGGCGACUGUCCGGUUAUCCAAGUGCCGGGACGCCUGUACCCCAUAGACGUCCAGUACUUCCCGAUACCGAAAGUGAAGUUCUCGGCGAAGGAGAGGUCGUCGCGAACCGAUGGAAGUCCUUACCUGCGGAUACUUCAGAUGAUUGACGACAAGUACGCCGCCAAAGAAAGGGGUGAUUUGUUGGUGUUUUUGAGCGGUUUGUCUGAAAUCAAUUCCGUGGGGGAUCUGCUCAAAGACUACGCCAAAGAGAGCCAGAAGUGGAUCGUUCUCUACCUCCACAGCACUCUCUCGAUCGCAGAACAGGACAAAGUGUUUGAUGUCGCGCCAGAAGGCGUCCGGAAGUGUAUUUUGUCGACAAAUAUCGCCGAGACGUCGCUCACCAUCGAUGGCAUUAGGUUUGUGUGCGAUUCCGGGAAAGUCAAGGAAAUGAGUUUCGAUACGAGUUGUCGGAUGCAAAGACUGCAGGAGUUUUGGAUCAGUACUGCAUCCGCAGAGCAGCGCAAGGGUAGGGCUGGCCGUACGGGUCCGGGAGUCUGCUAUAGGCUCUACUCUGAGGCAGACUUUAAGGCAUUCAAAGCGCACAGUGAGCCGGAGAUACGUCGGGUGCCGCUGCAGUCGCUUCUCCUGCAGAUGAUAUCCAUGGGUCUGCCGGACGCCCGGAAGUUCCCAUUCCUGGAGCCGCCGGCGCUCAAGAGUGUCGAGGAGGCCAUACGUAGUCUUAAGGAGCAGUCGGCGCUCACGGAGGACGAGGCGCUGACACCGAUGGGCAAAAUGCUGGCCCGACUGCCGGUCGACAUAACGAUCGGCAAAAUGUUGAUUCUUUCGUCGGUUUUCGACUUAACAGAACCCAUACUGUCGUUGGCGGCGGCGCUCAGCGUCCAGUCGCCCAUCACUAACCAAUCCAUUCACGAUAGGGACGCCAUAGAGGGUAGACGUUCCCUGCAGUCGACAGAAGGCGAUCCCUUCACGCUAUUGAAUGCGUACAACAAAUGGCUUGAAGUGAAGUCAGAUCAGCAGAACUCGAAGCAGUGGUGCCGCCGAAAAGGUCUCGAAGAGCAACGCUUCUACGAGAUGACGAAAUUGAGGCAACAGUUUAAGGAUAUACUGAAAGAGACGGGUCUUUUGGAUAGCGGCGCCUCCGGAUACGGUGUUAGAGAUGUCAGUAGUUUUGAGUCCAGCGCUGAUCGGAUCCGACGACACGGAGAGUUAAAACAGUUGAGACAAUUGAAGCGAGAGUUUGAUAGAAAAGCGCCGAAACGGAGGAAAAUGUUGAAAAUGGAGGCCUUCGGGGACGGGGAUGACGAGGACAGGGAGGGUGAGCCGCAAGUCGAUGUGAAGGACGUGGAGUUCCGAUUAUCCCACGACCGAAGACAAGUGCAGGCAUUGAGGGACGCCAGCCGAGGGUACAGCCAUCGGGACAUUACGCUAAUGAAGUUAAUACUAUGCAAUGGACUGCACCCGCAGUUGGCUAUAGGCGACGACCAUAACUCAUACAAAACCGAUUCCGAUCAGAUGUUCCACACAAAGGACAAACCAUUUGUGACACUCCAUCCGAAUGGUGUGUUUGCCUUAGAGCCAGAUCUGCUAAGACUGAAUGAUAGGUCCGGUGAUGAUCCCGAUAUGAUAAGCUCCAGCCAUCAACUCAUAGCUUAUGUAUCAUUACUGGAGACAACGAAACCCUAUUUAUGUAAUUGUGUUCGCAUUCCGUCGGCGCACGUACUGCUGCUCGUGUCCAACGCUAUCGACACUAACCACGACUUCUCCAGAAUCGUAUGCGACGGUUGGCUAGAAUUGCAAUUCGCAAACAGCCUGUCCUCACAGCAGUUCAUAUCUCAAGCGUUAGAAGUCCGUGAUUUAUGGCUACAGUUAUUGCAUAAACUGUUUUCUGAGUGUUUUGUGAGCAAUGAUGGCGAGACGGAUGGGUCGGGCGUUAGAGACGAUGCGGAUGUGCGCCGAAUGCGAAGCCAAUUAGUGAAGUGUAUCUACAGUUUCAUUCGCACCGACAUCUCGUUUAAGAUAAGACGCCUAUUGGCGGCCGAUAUUAAGGACUUAUAUAUGGGUCGCAGCGAUGAGGAACUGUCGCUCACCAAACAUCUUCAGCGCAAUAAACAGUUCAAUGACUGCGCGAACCGACACCACAGCGACGACUACACCGUUCAUCCCAUUAAAGGCGGUCUACAGAUCAGACCAUAUCUCACAUACAACUGUCUGGUGUCCAGUCACUCGCAAUCGACACAAAAUCUAAUGAAAAAGAAGUGGAAGUGCGAGACGUGUGGCCAAGAGAUGUCAUCGACUCCUUUAGAUCGGAUCAGACACUCCGAGAAGUGUAAACCCAUUAUCAAAACUGAUGGUUCACUUGAUAACAAUGCUGAUGAUGGCGAUGGUAGUGAUGACGCCAUACAAUCCCAGGCCUACGACCCCUUAAAGAUUCUCUACAACUGUACGGAAUGUCAGCAAAAAUUAUUAUUAACAUCGACUCAAAUACUAAGACAUAAACGCAAUCAUCAGUUAAGUAGCGCUGAGACUAAGACCGAAAGCGAGGUUCAGAUCAAAAGCGAACCAAAUGUUUGUUAAAAUAUUAUAUACUGUAUGCAAACAUAUUGUGAACAUAAAAAAGGUCUAUGAAUUGUAUGUUAAAAUGUAUUUAAAAUUUAUUUUUUACGCAG